Oncorhynchus mykiss (rainbow trout) is the source of this 2353-nucleotide messenger RNA. Lineage: Eukaryota; Metazoa; Chordata; Actinopteri; Salmoniformes; Salmonidae. The record is from RefSeq and is a predicted model, not a curated record.
UCCUCGCCAUCGGGUGUCGCUGUUGUUUUGUGUGUGUGUGUGUGUGUGUGUGGAGGGUGAAUAUAUUUCCGUUUUGUUUUUUUAAGAUCCGCUUAACUGACAACAAACAUGGAUGCCAACUGCACAUUGGUUUGCUGUGAAGAGGAGAGAGAAGACGAUAAAGCGACUAUUGUUCAGUUCUCUAACGGCGCCCUGAGGAACACACAGCAGCUGGACUUCAGCUUCUAUAAGAACGUGGACGAGACCAACCCUAGGAAGAAGAACCGACGCAUGCUGGUUGCAGAAUCAGACAGACUCUCCUAUGUUGGUAAUAACUUUGGAACGGGAUCCUUAAAAUGCAACAACCUUUGCAAGUAUUAUGUCGGGGUGCUGAACAAGGAGACCAUGAGGAUGGAGGUGCACAACGCUCAACUCUUCAACAUGCAGCCCGUCAUCCCAGGGGAGGCGUCUACAGAGAAUGAUGCGUCCCAGAACACAGAUCUAACAUACAGGGAAAAGGUGGACUCUCUGAUCGAGGCGUUUGGUACCAACAAGCAGAAGAGAGCUCUGACCUCCAGGAGACUAAACCAGGUGGGCAGUGAGACCCUGCAGAGUGCUGUAGCAAAGGCUGCCCACACCAUCAUAGACCAGAAGGGCCUGGAAGCCCUUCAGCAGGAGGUUGUUCAGGCAGAGUCCCAGUCUGAAGUGUCUCAUUACCUUCCUCCCUGCUACCCCGACGCCGACACACCUCAACAGGUCUACCUGUUUGACGACAUCCUGUCUCCGGUGGAGUACGAUGUCCUGGAUGCUGCUGGCUCCAAGAUGGCCGCCCUGACCCCAGAGGAACUACAGAACUUAACAGAUGAAGGGUGUCAGAGCGUGGUGCGUCAGUUGGAGAGCCUGCCCAGAGAGGGCGUGGCCAGAGAGAGACAUGCUCGCUGUGCCUUCUACCUCCUCCUGCUGCUCAAACUGGCACGGCAGAAAAACAUGACUCGCAAGUUCGGGCAGGAGGAGGGCUGCCCUCGUAUCAUCCACAUCAAGCUGAUGAGGACCUUCACCGUGGAGACCUUCAAUAACGGCAGGGUGCAGAACGUGGUGUCUACGUCGAUGCGUGUGAAGGUGGCAGCGUACUGCCUGGCCCUGCUGCUCCACAUGGGAGACAUGACCGCUGACCUCACACUGUUACACAGAGACCUGGGGGUCACAGAAAAACGGAUGGUGGAGGUGGCCAAGUCGAUGGGGCUGACCCUGUCCAGACACGGCUGUGUGACGGGGGACGACGACGGUCCGAAGGCUGAAAACAGACUGGCGUCUCUGCAGCUGCCCCUCGUCAAAUACCACACGUUCACGGAGAUACGCAAACGCAAAAAAAUGCAUUAGAGGAAGACGAGGAAGACGAGGGGAAACGCUUCCAAAACACACCGACAGCGUCGUCUGGUUAUGUCUGAAGUUCAACGUUCACCUUUCUGCCAAGCCGUCUGCAGCAGACAGUCUGAUACAGCCAACGUGACGCUCCACCCAGAACGCACUGCUCAGCGUUGUUUACUGGAGAUGAAUGUACGUCUGGGUCUACCAAAAUGUAAUGACUCUGUCGGUGUGAUUGAAGUGUAAGGAGGAGGGGAGGAAGACAUGGGGUAAGGAGGAAGAGGAGAGGGUAAAUAUUCCUAGAGAGGGAGGUGAGGAAGACGGGGAUAAGGAAGAAGAUGGGAGGAGAGGAAGACCGGGGUAUUGAGGAAGAGGGAAGGGUAAAUAUUCCUAGAGGGGAGGUGAGGAAGACGGGGAUAACGAGGAAGAGGGGAGGAGAGGAAGAGUGAAGGGGAGAGGGUAAAUAUUCCUAGAGAGGGGAGGUGAGGAAGACGGGGAUAAGGAGGAAGAGGGUAAAUAUUCCUAGAGAGGGAGGAGAGGAAGAUCGGGGUAAGGAGGAAGAGUGAAGGGGAGAGGGUAAAUAUUCCUAGAGGAGGAAAGAGGGUUAGAUAAAGAUGGAUACUAGAAACCCUCCUCACAGUAUUCUGUAAACAAAUACAACAUUUAAUGUAAUAAACUGAGUUCAGGUUGUGUGUGAGUUCAUACCGCUCUGUCAGAACAUCAUUUAAUGUAAUAAACUGAGUUCAGGUUGUGUGUGAGUUCAUACCGCUCUGUCAGAACAUCAUUUAAUGUAAUAAACUGAGUUCAGGUUGUGUGUGAGUUCAUACCGCUCUGUCAGAACAUCAUUUAAUGUAAUAAACUGAGUUCAGGUUGUGUGUGAGUUCAUACCGCUCUGUCAGAACAUCAUUUAAUGUAAUAAACUGAGUUCAGGUUGUGUGUGAGUUCAUACCGCUCUGUCAGAACAUCAUUUAAUGUAAUAAACUGAGUUCAGGUUGUGUGUGAGUUCAUA